GGCAAGAAUGUUUUUACUGCAACAGCACAGUACAGCUAAUACUUUCUAUGAUGCUGCUGUUACAAAAAACUCUUUUCCUGGAUGGUAUACAAGCAACUUCCCUGGCAGUAAAAUUGCCCCUUCUCAUUAGCUCCUUUCUUUUCUGCAGUGCUCUGCAUUAGGAAGCCUACGGCUGGAGAGUGCUGACCUCCUGGAGGCAGCUGGAAUGGUACUGCGGGAUCCUGCAGCUCUUCACUUCCUCUGGGUGGUGGAUUUCCCACUUUUCCUCCCCAAGAAAGAGAAUCCCUCUGAACUGGAGUCUGCUCAUCACCCCUUCACUGCCCCUCAUCCUUUAGAUACCAACCUCCUCUAUUCUGACCCCACAAAGGUCCGUAGCCAGCAUUAUGACCUUGUGCUGAAUGGCAGUGAAAUUGGAGGUGGCUCCAUCAGAAUUCAUAAUGCAGAACAGCAGCGUUUUGUGCUGGAGAAAGUGCUGAAGGAGGACUCAGAGGUGCUUUCCCAUCUACUCGAGGCUCUAGAAUUUGGAGCUCCCCCUCAUGGAGGAAUUGCUUUAGGACUUGACAGGCUCAUCUCCCUCAUCGUUGGCUCUCCGAGUAUCCGAGAUGUCAUUGCUUUUCCUAAAUCAUUCAGGGGAAGGGACCUGAUGGGCAAUGCUCCAGACUAUGUCACUCCAGAAGAAUUAGAGCCGUAUCACAUCCACGUUUCGUGGCCUGCUGCAGAAACAGAAGCGAAGAAAAACUGACUUGUAGCAAGUGAUGUGAAUUGAACUGUUAAAGCAGAGAUGCUUCCAACUUUUAAAUACUGAAAUUCAGUUUGAAAAACAUCAGCUGUUAUGGGAGGACUGGAGGAGUACAACCCCACUGCAAUUUCAGAAUAGAAUGGGGAACAGAUAUGAUAGCUCCCCUGACAGGAAUUCACCUUUAGGUUGAAUGGGAGGGAGAAGUAGGAAAGUGAAAAGAGAAAUGCCCAUCAUUUUAGCUUAGGAUAUUGAGACUGUUGCCUUUGGGGUGUUGUAUUUGAAGGUAAGGUUAUUUAUUAAUUUUCCACUUUCCAGUUUGCACAUGUAAACUCUUUUCCCUGAAAUUUAAAGGAGACAGUGUACCAGCUUCUCUGGAAAAUAAUCCAGUAUUCCUGAUAAUCACUAAAUCUCUAGCUGAGAACUGUUACAGCAGAGUAAUGCCAUGCUGGGUAAAGAACCUAACAAAGCUUCAGUGCAUCCAACAGCUUGUGUCAUGCUGGAGGAUACCUGAUCAUAUGGAAUUUGCCAUGGGGAGUUGUACUCGAGUGUUCCCUGUUAAAAGCAGGGAGAGAGGAGGCGUGGUAUUUGCAGCAGUUGUCCCUUUAAUAUUCAACAAACAGGAGAUGAUGUGUCUUUGGGGCCUGUGGUCCUGCCACUUUCAGAGCACAGCUUCUGAAGUUUGUAUCCUUUGUAAAUAAAGUUUGUCUAGCAGUU
Meleagris gallopavo (turkey) is the source of this 1453-nucleotide messenger RNA. NCBI's taxonomy places the organism in Eukaryota, Metazoa, Chordata, Aves, Galliformes, Phasianidae. The record is from RefSeq and is a predicted model, not a curated record.